Messenger RNA from Metarhizium brunneum ARSEF 3297, 1017 nucleotides. RefSeq names its product Trichothecene biosynthesis protein 14. The record is from RefSeq and is a predicted model, not a curated record. NCBI's taxonomy places the organism in Eukaryota, Fungi, Ascomycota, Sordariomycetes, Hypocreales, Clavicipitaceae.
AUGUUAUUUGCCCUCGUACCUCUUUUCGCCGCGGGCGUCGCCCAAGCCGGCCCUGUCCAAAGCAAAGAAAUAGUCAUCAACUCGUACCAAUUGUACCCCGAGAAUAUCGACUAUGAUACCAAAACCCGUCUUGCGUACAUCAGCGUCCUGUACAAUUCCACAGUCGCCGUAUACAACCCCUUCACCAACAAAGUCACAAAGACCAUCGCCUUCGACAAGCUCUCCUACGACCCGGUCCUCCACGCCAGCGGCGUCCAGGUCGACCCCCUCGGCCGCCUGUCCGUCAUCGUCAACGCCGGCGCCGCCUUCGACACCCGCGGCGCAAACAUCUCCGGCGACAACUUCCUCGUCAAGUACGACCUCGCGCGCGGGCAGGAGCUCUGGCGGGCAAACCUGACCGCCGUCACCGACGGCAUCUACAGCGGCUACCAGGACAUCGAGCACGACGCCUGCGGGAACUCCUUCGCCGUGGGCACCUGGCCGAGCAGCAUCGUCCGCGUGAGCAAGGACGGCAAGACCGCGGCGCCGUGGUACCUCACCAAUGACAAGGACCACACCAAGAAGGGGCUCACGGGGCUGGCGUCCAAGGGGGAUAUUCUGCUCGCCACGGAGCACACGGGCAGUAGACUCUUGCGGUUCGAUAUGAAGGCGGACAAGGGCGUUCCCGACGUCGUGCCCGUUGGGCAGGACGGCAUCGGCGAGAGGCCCGAUGGCAUCUAUUUGCCGUCAAAGUUCGAGGGCAAGGUGCUCCUCGUGUCGUCGCAGUUGGAGGGGACGGUGGUGCUUCGCUCCGACGACGGCAAAUGGACGUCUGCCCAGCGACUGGGUGUUGUGCCGAACAAGUUUGCGGACGAGGGGGGUUCCACGACGGCCUCGGUGGAGAUUGAAGGCCGCAUCUUUGUUUCGACUGAGUGGUUUGGCGAUGCGGCUAACAAGGUUCCUGACACGCUUUCCGGGAACAGGACCGAGUUUCCCCUUUACGACAUUACUUCUGAGGUCGUAAAGCUUCUUGUCUGA